Rotaria sp. Silwood2 is the source of this 207-nucleotide messenger RNA. Lineage: Eukaryota; Metazoa; Rotifera; Eurotatoria; Philodinida; Philodinidae. The record is from the annotation of a GenBank genome assembly.
AUGGAUUCAACAGAUUUCAUCGCAUCAAGAGCAUCAUAUUUUCGAAAGUUAGAUGAAAUACGUCAAAAUGGAAUACUUACAUUCUAUCAGGAUAAAACAUGGUUUAACAGUGGAGAAGAGAAACGAACUAUCUGGGUUGAUAAGCAGGGUCAAGGAAAAAUGCGUACAAAUCAAGGAAAAUGUAAACUUUCCUUUGAAUUUUUAUGA